AUUCACAGUUUGUGCAAAUUAUAUUGGAAUCCAUGUCCAGGUUUGUAUCCAUUGCAUACACAAAUAACACUGCUGUCAAUCUUCACGAGCUGUAAGGUGUACUUCAUAACAUUCAAGUUGCAGCUAAAACAAAAUAAAUAAAGACAAUGUCAAAACCAAAGACAACGAUUGACCUUGUCGGCGACGAGUGGAAGCUAAGUGUUGAUGAAAUUUGUGCACGAUAUGGCACAAAUGCAACUACGGGACUCACCACCUCCCAGUCCAAAUUGAACAGGAAGCAAUACGGAAAAAAUGAGUACAAGGACAAAAACGCCCCGAAAAAGUCAAAGGAGGAGAAAGAGAAGGAAAAGCAAUUAAAGGAACAGCAAAAACUUGCAAAGAAGGCUGCAAAAGGGGAAAAGAAAGAGGAGAAGAAAAAGGACGACGUUAAAAAGAUGGAUGAACAUUACGGCACUAUUUCCGUCCUCCGAGAUGGUCAAGUUGCGCCCAUGUCGAGCAAGAAGUUGGUUGUUGGGGAUAUUGUGGAACUCGCAGCCGGACAAGAGGUUCCUGCAGAUGUGCGAAUUAUCGUGUCAAAUGGACUCCAGGUUGACCCUAGCGCUGUAACGGCCGGAAGUCCAAAAACGAUGGGGAUUAAUUCCACAAAUGAUAACCCCAUGGAGACUGACAACUUGGCAUUUUUCCACUCCAAAGUGGUGGCUGGAUCCGGGAGAGGAGUUGUCAUUGCUGUUGGAAAAAGUACCAAGUCGGCCCAGCUACAAAAAUCUGCCAAACUGGUCCAAUAAUGUUUUUGGAGAUGUAAAAUAACCUUCCAUAAAUUUUCUUAGUUAAUACAAAGAUUAUAAAAUCGUCGAAGUGAACACAUAAA
Messenger RNA from Folsomia candida, 868 nucleotides. Its product is annotated as sodium/potassium-transporting ATPase subunit alpha-A. The record is from RefSeq and is a predicted model, not a curated record. Gene Ontology annotation, biological process: intracellular sodium ion homeostasis; proton transmembrane transport; intracellular potassium ion homeostasis. Gene Ontology annotation, molecular function: P-type sodium:potassium-exchanging transporter activity. NCBI's taxonomy places the organism in Eukaryota, Metazoa, Arthropoda, Collembola, Entomobryomorpha, Isotomidae. The transcript is spliced from 4 exons. Bases 147 to 785 code for a protein of 212 amino acids.